GCCGCGGAGGAUGGCGCUCGAGGCACUGCGCUUGGGGCUGUUGCUCCUGGUCUGCUGGGACUCGGCAGCCUCUUUGAACACUCAAUUUGCUCACCCUUCAGAAUACAGAACACCAAACUGCAAUCAGUAUAAAUUACCAGGAUGUCCCAGGGACUUUAGCCCUGUGUGUGGAAGUGACAUGUCCACGUAUCCCAAUGAGUGUACUCUGUGCAUGAAAAUCAGGGAAGAUGGUCAUGAUAUUAAAAUAAUCCAAAGUGGACCAUGCUGA
Molecule: messenger RNA, 268 nt
Organism: Balaenoptera ricei (Rice's whale)
Lineage: Eukaryota; Metazoa; Chordata; Mammalia; Artiodactyla; Balaenopteridae
Gene: SPINK2
Product: serine peptidase inhibitor Kazal type 2
Exons: 4
Coding region: 11-268 (85 amino acids)
Biological process (GO): negative regulation of serine-type endopeptidase activity; spermatid development
Molecular function (GO): serine-type endopeptidase inhibitor activity; protein binding
Source: RefSeq, a predicted model, not a curated record